ACUCAUUCUGAUCCAUUGUGCACAGAAGACGGUGCCAGUGGAUCACAUGACCUUGCUGGGGAGAGCUAACACAAAAUGCCCUCUUUCUUCACUGGACUGGCAAAUGACAAAUUGUCCUUUUCCAUUUUGUUAUAAUUACGCCACUUACUCAAAUGCAGAGGUGGCAAAAGUAGUCUUUUCACAUUUUCUUUGUUUACCACCUGUGAUGCUAAGGUACCUCUUUGAGUCAACACCACGUUACUCGAAAACCUUUUAAAUCAAAGGUGAGCAGUCAUAUGACCCAAGUAAAAAAAAAAAAAAGACAGUAUUUUUAAAGCAUGUUUAUGUCAGAAUUAUUACUGUUCUCAUUCACGCGUCAAAUCACUUUAAGAACCGCUCAUUUUUUCUGUCGUACCACUACACAGAUGUGCUCACUAAACCCACUUUCGUUUCUUAUUAUAGCUCAAAUGCAGAAGUGAAUGCGAGACAGGUUUUACACGCCAUUGAUCUGUUUGACUGUAAACGAGAGUCUUUAUUUUUUUACACUCUUCUUCAGCUCUCCUUUUCAGCAAGUUUGGCUUCUUGCAAUCAAUCACGACCAGCCUACAUUAGCAAGCAUGAAUGCCCCCUCAAUCCAUCGCCUAUUUUACAGCACAAUUCUACUCAGGGCCCUGAUGUGUGAAGCUCAUUACAACUCAUCUCAUGUGCCUGCCUUGUUGGCGUCAACUCUUGGCCCAAGAACACGCAACGAAGAUUUACCAGCCCGUGGUAUAUUUCCGCAUCAGUCAACCCAAGCUAGCACCCCUCGGCUUACUUCUGCCAUUAGAAGCACCUCUAAAGAAAACACUUUGGAGGAUUUGACGCCAAGCGGUGGCGCCACACCUGUGCGUGUGCUGGAUGGCAAUAAAUGCAUCCCAUUUUUGAUGAUAACAGGAGGCCUAAUCCUAGUCUGUGUCAUUCUGCUGCUGUCCACUCUAAUGCUGACCUGCAAAGUGUGCCAGAUGAGCAAACGCAUCAGGAUGCUGGAAAGCCACUCUGCAAAGCGGAUGCAAUCAGAUGGCAAAUACAAAAGUCACUCGAGGACGGAAGCCAAAGAGACCAGUGUGUUACUGACCAACUUGAGUAAAACACAAGAGGAAGUGGAGCUUAGUGGCUCCAAAAAGGAAGGUGUGGAGGUCUUUGAGAAUGGAGAAACGGAAGAGGGGAAGCACAAGGACUCGGAGGCUGCAGAGACAGCUAAAAGUGAAGAAGCUUCUGAUGUCACCCCAGUUGAUGAUUCAUCCUCUCUGAUGCAGCAAAAAAAUGUUGAUGCCAACGCUUGGGCUGCCCCUUCCCCUAAUGGCACAGAGGAACAAAAAGAUGUGGUUUAGCAUUCUGCGCGCGUGUUGGGGUCGCGGGGCUUUCUGUGUUAACCAUUUGUAUUUUUACAAAGUUUUGCAAAAUCGCUACAUGGGGAACAUGUUUAAAUUAGUGAAGAAUGUUCAUUUAUUCAAUUAAAUUGUGCUUUGGCAUAAGCUUGUGGUAUCUUGGUGGUAAUGAGUAUUGAUGUGAUUUAGAUAGUUUAGUUUGGACAAAAUUAGUGCUUUCACGCCAUCCUGCGGCAUCUUGAUGUGGAGGAAUUAUACUGAAAUGAGUUGAAGAUUUUCUUUUUGAGGUAAGUGGGUGCUUAAGUAUUUAAAAAAAAAAAAAAACUUUCAUUUAUUAACGAUUUUUCUUCAAGAGCGGCCUCGGCGUUGUCCUUCACUGGCCUCAACUGAAAGACAGCAGCUCACAGUAGUGCAGCUGUGCGAAUUGCCGCUGAUGCAGUGUAUGAGAAUCAUCUGCAAUCAAUCUAAAGCCUCUUUAUUUACACUUAGAGCAUAACAACACACGAUUGCUCAUUUUUCCCCAUUGAGGGAUGUUUUCUAAAGCAAUCUUAUUGAUUUAGGUGAUAACAGUCUAAUUUCAUUUGAACACGAGUAGACCACUCAAUUAAUCUAACUACCACAAGCGCAUUAAUUGUUAAAUGCAGGGGGAAAAUAUGUGAAUGCCGCCGGACCGAACAAGGAUUGAUGAGGAGUUCCCUUCAGAGGGGCCAGCCCCUCCAUUAUGUAUUCGGUUUUUCGCUCAUUCCUCUCCACCACUAAGCAGCUACAGCUUGAUCGUGCCCACCCAAAGGAUCCAUCUCCUGAGACGGGCAACAUCAAUGUGAGGACAAAAAGGGGCCCGUUGAAAACUUUCAAUAACACACAGUGGAAGGGUUCGCAUUCUGUUUGGAGCCAGCUGAUCUCGAGGUUGAAAGUGCAGCACAAAGGAGCCUUGAAAAGGAACUCGAGUGUUAGAAUGAGAAGGCGUGCGCUUCAGCUUCUGUCCCCUAAUGAGGCCCCUAUGGAGCUGCUGCUCGUCUUGUUGCUGGGGUUACAAUUCCUCGCCGCGUGCCCCGCCGCCUGCUCCUGUAACCGCAGCCACAGGGACGUGGACUGCUCACGGAGGGCCCUGCGAGAGCUGCCCGACGGCCUUCGGCUCGACCUGCGCUUCCUCAACAUGUCCCACAAUCGACUCCAGAACCUGGACGGCGCGCUGGCCUCUUACACGCACCUUCGCGUCCUCGAUGUGUCGCACAACCACCUGAGCCGCGUGCCCGAUCGCCUGCCUCGCUCCCUCUGGCAGCUCCACGCCGCCUCUAACCGGAUCCUCCGAUUGGACAAGAACGAUACGGUCCACCAGUGGAACCUGAGGGUGCUUGACCUCUCCAACAACAAUCUAGAGAGGACCGUUUUCAUAAACAACACACUGAUCAAUCUGUGUAUGCUCAACUUGAGCUACAAUAACCUCUGGACUUUUCCUACCAACAUGCCUGCACGUCUGGAGAUUAUCGACAUCUCGCACAAUUCACUUGUGAAGGUGCUGCCGGGCUCACUGGACAGACUUCCCAAUUUAUCCCUCUUCUAUCUCCACGCCAACCGCCUCUCCGAGCUUCCCUUCGGGGUCUUUGAACAGAUACCGUCGCUUCGGGUUCUCACUCUGGGUAACAACCCUUGGGCCUGCCACAAGGAGGCUGCCGUGACCUACCUCCUAUCCUGGUUACAGCGGAGUGCCGCUCUCAUCUUGGGCUGCCCCUGUCGCCCGCAACCUAUCUGCGGCGGGGGAAAGACAGGAUGGUGGAACUUGAGCACCUUCCAUCUUCCUGCCGUGAUGGCAAGCACACGGGGACUCCUCCCGGACUCCACGAAGGCAACAACCACAAUCGAUAGCCUUCCUGAUACUUCUACUUCUGCAGGCUCAACUCAAGACACGAGAGUCAUGACAAAAACUCCAAGGAGGAUAACCGAUAAGUUCCUCACCACCAUCCGAGUAAAGAAGCCAAGCGGUCUUCGGACUGAGAGCGUUAGGAGGAAGGUUCCCCCGUUUUCCGGUGGUGUGGACAACAUGGCUCAAUCUCUGGCUAAGUACUCCUCAACCUUUCUCCUGUUCAGCUUGAGCCUUCUGUCUCUCAUGCUGCCUUGAAGCCUCUGAAGCUUCUGAAGCUUGCUAGACACAACGCACCAUUUGAAAGCGUUUCUCCCAGAGUCGAUUAUUCAGACCUCCAGGGGGCCCUAUGCAAAAAUAUGCUGCAAACCGGACAGCGCUACUAGUCUAGACAAGUUACUACAAGUGACAGAAUGAUAACGUCACGCGAGUCGCGCGAGGCCUAACGCUAACUGCGUAGUGCGCGUAUUGGGCGCACCGGUACUGGUUACUCCCAUUUUAAAGAUAACCAAGGCAACACAUCACUAACGCGGUACCAAGACUGACCUGUAGGACGCAGUACGUUACCAGAGGGAAACCAGACUUUCCGAAAAUGGGAGGAAUAAGCGUAUUUUCCCUGCAAAAAAAUAUAUAUUACAAGUGUCUAUAUUAAUAGUUUAAACUGUGAACAGAGCACAAAUUGUAAUCUCAAAACGGUUUCAAAUCAUUAAAAAAAUGACACCGAUUAUUUGUUUUUAUGGUCAAAUUAAUACCUAUCCAAUUAGUACUGGCACGCAAUAAUGCUGUUUGUUAACAUGUUGCUGUUUUUCCUCUGAAAAACACCAGCACUGAUUUUCAAGUAAGUGCCUUGCAAUGAACAGGUUGAGGCACAUGGUGGCACUAUACAUUCAAGUACGUACGACUCUGCAGCUUGAAGGUGAACCCUUCACCAGAUUCUCUCACGUAUUAUCUGGAUGUAUUUAUUUUAACCUCAUUAUGGCAUUAACAACGUAGUCAAAUGCAACAGAGAACGUUACACCGAUCCAGCACUUUUCUUGAUGCAGUAACAAGUACCUUUUCCAAAACGUUGCGUUCUGUAUAUCUAUAUAUUUCUGUAUUUCUAUAUAUUCUAGUAUUCUGUUUAUCAAAAUAAAGUUAUG
Messenger RNA from Syngnathus acus (greater pipefish), 4346 nucleotides. RefSeq names its product oligodendrocyte-myelin glycoprotein-like. The coding region runs from base 2068 to 3465 and encodes 465 amino acids. Lineage: Eukaryota; Metazoa; Chordata; Actinopteri; Syngnathiformes; Syngnathidae. Gene Ontology annotation, biological process: neuron projection regeneration. Gene Ontology annotation, molecular function: protein binding. The record is from RefSeq and is a predicted model, not a curated record. The transcript is spliced from 4 exons.